AAACUAGUAAACUGUUAAACGUAAAAAUCAAAUCUACUGAAUAAAUGUAGGAAAUUACUUUGAUCACUUCAGUGGAUUGAUUUUGGAGCGACUCACUUAGUUUGGAGUAGAUUUCAUAUCUGUCAACUGCAGAGUCUUUCCGGUAUAAGUUUAUGCCCUCGAAAGUUGAAGUUUAGUGUUUUUCAUAUUGUGAUCGAAAGAUGUCGAGACUUUCUUGUUGCAAGCGUUCCAAUCCCUGGCAAGCAUAUCUUAAACUAUGUCGCUUCGUUAACAAAACAAUCUCUCAAUUCUUUGCCUUUCUUGGCGAGAAAAUAGGUAAUCAUCCUUUGAAAACAGUCAUGAUGGCCUUUUUCCUUUUGGCUGUUUCGUGCAGUGGAUUUGCGUUCUUCAAAGUGGAAAACAGGACGGAGGUCUUGUAUGCUCCAAAGGAUAGUGAGUCUGUGAAGAAUCUGAAAAGGGCCAGCAAAUACAAUUUUUACCGCCCUACUAGGAUGGCAGAGAUAAUUAUAUUGCGAAAAGAAGGAGAAAACAUUUUGACAGAAAAGUGUUUUCAGGAGGCAUUUAGACUUCACGAGAAUAUUACUCAUAUUCCACGGUACAAAAGCGUCUGUCUUCCUAACAUAAAAAGCGAUCCGUUAGCAGAAAUGAGCUACUGUAAACGGGAAGAGCCAUUUUGGGUAUUUAAUUACACGUCAGAUUUUACUAAUUUGUUGCCAAGGUUGAAUGAGAAGUCGAAGUUGAAUAGUGGGCUCUUCUCACGUAUUCUAGGGAAACCAGUGUACAGAAACGGGUCGAUUUUCUCUGCACAAGGCUUGAGACUCGUUUACGAUAUCAGGGGAGUUAUGGUUGGUGAUGAUCGAGAUAAAUCAACAGAGGAUUGGGAGAAAGAGUUUUUAAAGAAAAUGAAAAGUUAUCGCCCUUUAGAGUGUGGAUCUUUGGUAUACACUGCGGAACGUAGUAUUGAUGAUGCAAUCUCAGAAAGCACUGGAAGUGAUGUAAAGCUCGUCUCAUUAACGUUCACAUUAAUGAUAAGUUUUGCGUGUUUUAUGUUGGCCAAGUACCGUAAUCCUUUGACAGGUCAUGGUUUGUUAGCUUUUUCUGGUAUACUGUGCGUUGGCUUUGGUAUUUUAACUGGUUUUGGUUUUUCAUUAUUGUCACAGACGCCAUUUGUCAGUAUUGUUGGAAUUUUACCAUUUCUUAUAGUUGGAGUUGGUAUUGAUGAUGUCUUUAUUAUAGUGGAUGAGUUUGAUCGGUCUCAACCAGACGUGGACAUUUCCAAACGACUUAGGGUGAUCAUGAAGACUGUUGGUCCGACAAUCACCAUGACAACAUUAACAGACUUCUUGGCAUUUGCUGUUGGUGCUUCUUCGAGAUUUCUAUCCAUUGUUUACUUCUGCACAUUCGCUGCAUUCUCUAUUUCGUUUGCAUUUGUCUUUGUAGUGACAAUGUUUGUUGCUUUUAUGUCAUACGAUUGCCGCCGUAUGCUUGAUGGCCGCCGGGAUAUGUUCCCUUUUAUCAAAGCACCAGAACCACCAGCUGGGAAAUCUUGGGACGAGCCUCAACCGCAAACAUCAAACAAACUUAUGGAGUACUGGGGAAAUGUCAUCAUGAAACCACCUUUUAAAGUGAUCGUGGCUCUUGCAUCGAUGGCCUUGUUAGGAGCUGGUAUUUAUGGCACUACGUUUUUAAACGAGGAUUUCGAUCGUCGAGAUUUAGCUAAAGAUGGCUCGAUAUAUAUAAAAUUCCUAGACACAGUCGAAAAGUACUUUAACACUGAUAUACCUGUUGAUCUCAUUGUGGAGCCUGGAGUGAAUUAUUCCGACCCUUCCACUCAGAGUGAAUUAAGUAAAUUGACCAAAGUUGUGAGGGAGAACAAAUAUUUUCGCCCUAAUGUUGUCUCAUGGUUUACAGAACUUCAGAAAUGGCAAAACAAAACACAAAACACUACACAAAAUGUACUGGAUUCUCUUCAAAAUUUUUUGCAAAGUAACCCACAGUUCAAGAAAGACAUCUUCUUUGAUAAAGACAAUACAACGAUUAUUUCAUCGCGGUUUUAUUGUUAUAUGAAUGGAACAUCAAAUUCUGUAACCCUUCGCAAAGCUUUGCAGUCUUUUCGUAAAGAUUUACGAAAGAAACUAAAGAUUGAUAUUUUUGCAAGCGCCUAUCAAUUCAUCUUUAUUGAGCAAUUUAUUUCCAUCAAAGAUGAUACCAUACGAAAUCUUGUCAUUGCUGCUCUCGCUAUAAUUGUUGCCACCAGUUUCUUUUUGGUAAAUCCGCUGGUCAUUCUUCUAGUGCUGGCUGGAUUUGUGUCUUUGAUAUUUGAGCUGUUAGGUUUCAUGUAUAUUUAUAAUGUUUCAUUAAAUUCCAUCUCAAUGAUCAACUUGGUAAUGGCGAUCGGCUUUGCUGUUGACUACAGUGCUCAUGUAGCUCAUUCAUUCGUCUUUUCCACGCAAAGCACUCCUGAAGAAAAAGUUAUCGAAGCUCUUAGGACGACAGGAGCAAGUGUAAUAAUGGGUGGUUUCAGUACGUUCCUAGGAAUGGUUGUAACAGCUUUUGCGUCUUCAGAAAUUUUCCGAAUUUUCUUCAAAAUGUUUCUUGGGAUUGUUGUUCUUGGUCUACUUCAUGGUUUGUGCUUCCUUCCAGUAUGGCUAUCCAUCUUGUGUCGCUGGCCCAUAAAUGUACGCCCUGAAGAGGAUGAUGAUGUCCAUCAAGAGUCACGUGCUAAAACGGACGUGGUUAGUAUCCCUAGAGAUCACUCGAUGUCCAACAAAAACCCAGCAUUUGCUCUAUACAAUGAAGAAGGGAGAGAUCCUUCAUCUGCGGAAAAGCAAAUGCCAGAAGGAAAAAAGCAAAAUAAAGUGAAAACGUAUCUUUGAAGUUUGUGAAUAUUACUUUUAAUAGUAGCGAGCACUGGUGGCGAGCAAUAAUACUUUUCGUACAAUAGUUCAAUCACGACUAUUUAUUAAUAUUUAUAGAGUAUAAACAUAUAAAAUAAUGAAACACGUAAUGACAUGAAUGAAUAUAUCUUUGCAUGCAUGGAAAACUGUAAAUACGUGUAUAGAUGGUAGACAUGUAUCAUAUAUGUUGCAUUGUGAGUCGCUAGAAUGGCUCGGUAACUAGAAAUAAUUCAUUUUCUUUAAUCGUAGAUUUUCCAUGCGGAAGUCAAAUUGGUAUAAAAAAUACAAGCAGUCAGCACUUAUAUUGAACAGUCACACAAAGCGCUACAUUAUGCGAUGUGUGUUUUUAAUUUUAUUGAAUAAAAUCUUGUUCUUUAUAUCAUAGAUUAACUGCAAUAAAAACAAAAAUUACUCUACCAAAA
This is a messenger RNA of Xenia sp. Carnegie-2017, 3319 nucleotides long. Its product is annotated as patched domain-containing protein 3-like. The transcript has 8 exons. The coding region runs from base 201 to 2876 and encodes 891 amino acids. The record is from RefSeq and is a predicted model, not a curated record. Gene Ontology annotation, cellular component: membrane. NCBI's taxonomy places the organism in Eukaryota, Metazoa, Cnidaria, Anthozoa, Malacalcyonacea, Xeniidae.